AUGAAGCUAAUGUUUGCGGUAGUGUUUGCGCACAAGGGUUCACUGGACACCAAUGCAACUGGUAAGAGUAAAUGUGCUUUGGUUACACCUGCUAAUCCGGGAACAAAGAUUCAGUGCGAUCAUUCACGAUCGACCAUUUUGUAUUCAAAAACACCGCCAACUCCCAUAAAAGUCCCUGAUGGUGGCGACGCAUAUGGUUGGAUACCCGAUUCAGCUGAUCCGACAUUAAUCGGUAGCUCCGAGAACAUCAUUUGAAACCAAAUUCAUUAGUAAUUGGAUUAAAAAUGAUGAUAAAAUUUUUAAUUUAAACAAACGCAUCAAAAUCGAUAUUCCCGAUUAUGAUCCGGCAAAUAAAAAUAUCAAAAUUGAGACAGCUAUUUUAUGGAAAGACAGCGACAAACCUGAACAACCUUCACAAAUUGUGGGAGAAAAAGACAAAAUAAUUGAUAGACAAUUAGAUUUCGCAAAUCGAAAAGACAGUACACAUUUCAAAUUGAUUGUCAUUUUUACACUAAAUAACGAUGAUGUUACUACAAAAGAUAUUAAUAUUAAAAUAUCUGAUAUAUCAAUUGGUGAUCCAUGUGAUACAGCAUUUGACAAAAAACCUUGUAGUCUCC
Oppiella nova is the source of this 617-nucleotide messenger RNA. The record is from the annotation of a GenBank genome assembly. Lineage: Eukaryota; Metazoa; Arthropoda; Arachnida; Sarcoptiformes; Oppiidae.